Molecule: messenger RNA, 606 nt
Organism: Rhea pennata
Lineage: Eukaryota; Metazoa; Chordata; Aves; Rheiformes; Rheidae
Product: homeobox protein HMX1-like
Exons: 1
Coding region: 1-606 (201 amino acids)
Biological process (GO): regulation of transcription by RNA polymerase II
Cellular component (GO): nucleus
Molecular function (GO): DNA-binding transcription factor activity, RNA polymerase II-specific; RNA polymerase II transcription regulatory region sequence-specific DNA binding
Source: RefSeq, a predicted model, not a curated record
AUGCUGUGCUUUGCCCUUGCAGGCAGCGAGCCCGGCCGGCUCCCAGGGCACGGGCCCGCCGGCCGCCACCUCGGCGCGGGCCCCCAGGGGAGCGGAGGGGCGGGCUCGCCGCCGCACGAGGGGCUGCGCUGCCGCCCGGAGGAGGCCGGAGGAGCCGCAGGCUGCGGCAAGGAGAGCAGUAAGUCGGCGGCCAGCAAGAAGAAGACGCGCACCAUCUUCUCCAAGAGCCAGGUCUUCCAGCUGGAGUCCACCUUUGACGUGAAGCGCUACCUGAGCAGCUCGGAGCGCGCCGGCCUGGCCGCCUCGCUGCACCUCACCGAGACCCAGGUGAAGAUCUGGUUCCAGAACCGCCGCAACAAGCUCAAGAGACAGAUGUCGGCAGAGCCGGAGGGUCCCUCCCCGGCCGCGGCGGAGCCCCCCACAGAGCCGCUGCCCCCCGCCGCCGCCGCCGCUCUCCCCUUCCCGGCCCUCUACAAAGACAGCACCUUCCUCGGCCGCUGCUUGCUGCCCGUGUCCUUCCCCCUGCUCUGCCCGGGCAGCGCCGUGCCUUACCUCUGCCUCCCCAGCCCCGGCAAAUACUUCAGCCUGCUGGAUGGGGACGUAUAA